AUGGCAAUGUACAGUAAUAUAACAUAUUAUGCUGAACAGUGGCAGAAGAUAUCUGGGAAUAUUAGUCAACAGAUUUAUAUUUUACAGAGUGGAGACCUUGCUGUAAUAGACACGGAGGAAAUUUCAAAAUUGUAUCAAGUAUUCUCAUUUCUGGACAAUAUGGCCUGCACUUGGCUAAACCUGGUGAAAGAUGUAGAUAUGAACAUGUUCACUAGCUUCAGUACUGAGGAUGAACUAGAAUAUUAUUUCUUAAACAGACAGUUCCAGGAUAAUGUCACCGUUGUGGCAGGGCUGGUUUUCGAGAAGUUAAAUGAUCCCAUGUACACACUACCGUGGCAUGUCCACUAUAAGAUCAGACAAAACGCAACAUUAAAUCCGGAAACCAACAUAAUUAGACCACCAUUCUGGUACCUGAGCAGUGGUUCAAAUAAUUUACUCUACUAUGACUUUGGUUUUGUGUGGAUACAGGUGAAAGAUAUUUAUUUUGUCAUAGUUUUUAACCUAAACUGUGCGCAAUUCAUGUUAAAAACAUACAUUGCUACUGAUUGA
This is a messenger RNA of Ruditapes philippinarum (Manila clam), 549 nucleotides long. Its product is annotated as ATP-binding cassette sub-family A member 2-like. NCBI's taxonomy places the organism in Eukaryota, Metazoa, Mollusca, Bivalvia, Venerida, Veneridae. The transcript has 3 exons. The record is from RefSeq and is a predicted model, not a curated record. The coding region runs from base 1 to 549 and encodes 182 amino acids.